UAUAUACUAAUUAAAUAUAUUUUUAUUUUUAAUAAUCUAAUACUAAGUAACAGUAACUUCUACUGUAAUCUAAGCUUAUUUAGUAAUACUACUAGGACUAAGGUUGCAGAGGUUACGGCUGGUAAUACUAUUAUAAUAAAACCUUUUUAUAAUAGUAAUAUUAUAUAUCCCAGCCUGGGCUAA
Messenger RNA from Aspergillus uvarum CBS 121591, 183 nucleotides. RefSeq lists its product as uncharacterized. The annotation marks the transcript as partial. The transcript has a single exon. The record is from RefSeq and is a predicted model, not a curated record. Lineage: Eukaryota; Fungi; Ascomycota; Eurotiomycetes; Eurotiales; Aspergillaceae.